This is a messenger RNA of Sporothrix brasiliensis 5110, 393 nucleotides long. RefSeq lists its product as uncharacterized. The transcript has 2 exons. Lineage: Eukaryota; Fungi; Ascomycota; Sordariomycetes; Ophiostomatales; Ophiostomataceae. The record is from RefSeq and is a predicted model, not a curated record. Bases 1 to 393 code for a protein of 130 amino acids.
AUGAAGUCGUUUGCCGUCCUCGCUGCUGCCACCCUGGCUGCCGCCUCGCCUAUUGCCAAGCGGGAAGCUGGAGGAAUCCUGCUCUGCACGGGCGCCAAUGCCACCGGCACCUGCAACCACAGCGUCUAUCCCCUCGACACCUGCGUCAACAUCACGACGCCCUUCUUGGGCAACACCAACACGUUCGCGCCCGACGGCGAGGCCUUUGCCUGCUACCCCUACGGCAUGCCCUGCGGCGGCAUCUGCACCUCGCCCGAGGGCUGCACGCUGGGCGCCAUCGACUUUGACUACGAGCACAAGUACAACCUGAGCGCCGUGAGCUGGGCCGGCGUCGCGUCGUUCCGCUGCUUUACCAAGACGACAACCACGACCGUCGAGACAGAAGAGCAGUGA